AACGAAGCGAACCUCAUCAUCAUGGCAAGAACCAAACAGACAGCUCGUAAGUCCACCGGUGGAAAAGCCCCGAGGAAGCAGCUCGCUACUAAAGCCGCCCGUAAAAGCGCCCCCGCCACCGGUGGAGUCAAGAAGCCUCAUCGUUACAGGCCCGGUACCGUGGCGCUGAGAGAGAUCCGCCGUUAUCAGAAGUCCACUGAACUGCUGAUUCGCAAACUGCCUUUCCAGCGUCUGGUGAGAGAAAUCGCUCAGGAUUUCAAGACGGAUCUGCGCUUCCAGAGCUCCGCCGUUAUGGCCCUGCAGGAGUCCAGCGAGGCUUAUUUGGUCGGUCUGUUCGAGGACACCAACUUGUGUGCCAUCCAUGCCAAGAGGGUCACCAUCAUGCCCAAAGACAUUCAGCUGGCACGCCGCAUUCGUGGAGAGCGCGCUUAAAUCCACAGCGGCGUCAUUCACAUCAACACCAAAGGCUCUUUUAAGAGCCACUUCAGUUACACUCAACGAGUCUAUUUCCAGUUCAGUUUCAAUCAUUAUUGUUGGUAGUUUAUAAAUCGAUUUGUGUCUGGUAGAUUUUGAAACCGUUAACAUAAACGCAAAGUCAUAUCGAUAUUAUUGUUUAUUUUUUGCUCCACAUUGUUUCUUGAACUUUGUAAAUGUCUGGUUUACUAUAUUCUGAAUGUGCUAUAAUAUAAACCACUAAACAGUACACUUCAUUUUAACAACCUGUUUAAAUGGGUGAACUUCAGAUCUGUGUUGCUGUCAGGUCCUGUAGACAAUGGUAAAAUUUCUGUUUGAAGUCCCAACAAUUGUGUGCUGCUCUUGUGUACUUGUAUUAGAUCACUUAAGUAUUUAAUAAACGUAUUUAAACCGCAAAAUAACAGGUAACUAUAUUCUAAUUAAACCAAACACUGAAGAAUUCAAA
Molecule: messenger RNA, 919 nt
Organism: Myxocyprinus asiaticus (Chinese sucker)
Lineage: Eukaryota; Metazoa; Chordata; Actinopteri; Cypriniformes; Catostomidae
Product: histone H3-like
Exons: 1
Coding region: 22-432 (136 amino acids)
Cellular component (GO): nucleosome
Molecular function (GO): DNA binding; structural constituent of chromatin; protein heterodimerization activity
Source: RefSeq, a predicted model, not a curated record